UAAAUCAUAUAAUUAAAGUAGCUAAAUAGUACACGGAGUGCACAGCAACUGUUCUGGGAAAAUGGCAACUGAACGAAACGAUCUAAACAUGGGAAUGCGGUGUGUAAAAUAUAUGAUCUUUGUGAUUAACUUCAUGUUUCUGCUCACGGCGAUCUUGAUGGUAACGGUCGGAACGGCUAUCGGAACCAUUUUUGGAGAUUUUGAGUACUUCAUCGAUUCACACUUUUUCUCGCCGGCUCAUUUGUUGGUGGCGAUUGGAUCCAUUAUGAUAGUUGUUUCCAUAUUUGGCUGCAUCGGAGCCGUCAAGGAGAGUACCGCAAUGAUAAAUAUCUAUGGCGUCCUGUUGGCUUUGGUUUUUAUACUGGAAGUUGCGGCAGCAAUUUCCGCUUUCGUACUCCGAGGUCAAGUCGAAGAAAUGGUUCGCCGGACAAUCAACGAAUCUAUGGCCAGUUAUAGUACCAAACCGUAUGUCGAACAAUCGGUUGAUUUAAUGCAACGAGUACUUGAAUGUUGCGGUGUGGAAAGCUACAACGACUGGGCGUUCUUCAUGCCGCAACCAACUAAUCCAGAUGACAUCGAACUACCGCAAUCGUGCUGUCUACCAUCCACAUUGCAAGAAAAGUGUGUACCUUUUGAAGACGGUUGUUACUCUCGACUUGGAUGGGUCAUUUCGCAAAGUGCAGCAUUGAUUGCUACCGGUGCAACAACAGUAGCUUUCGUGCAAAUUCUUGGCAGCAUAUGUGCGUUUAUGUUAGCCCGGACAAUUCGACGCACAAAAUCAUUACGUGCCGCUCGUCGCUGGCAGCUACAGCAGAGUUUGGGAAUCAUGACUAAAUUGCACGAUCCUCCCUACACACAGAUGGAAAAAUCGGAGAAAAACACGGACUCGGAAAUGUAUCUUCCAAAUAGUCCAAGUGUUAACUGAUUUUAUGAAAGUAUGACACAUAAUAACAACACUGAUUUCACUUCGUAUUAUCAAACUGCUCGCAUGUCUAAUCUAUAGGAAGGUAAUUUGGAAAACAAUGAAACAAGAAUAGUUAUCAAAAGGAUGUGCAGUUUUUUGACCUUCUAUUUCAAGUACUAAUAACUUUACUCUACAUGUAUUCUUGUAAGUGGGCUGUAUGUAACAUGAUUAUGUUAUGAAAUAAAGCUGCAGUAUUAUACAUGCUAAACAAUAAUCAUGAUUUAUACGUGAAAGUUGUAGAGGUUAUAUAAAACAGUUUUUUCGUCUCUUUUGUUU
Wyeomyia smithii (pitcher-plant mosquito) is the source of this 1240-nucleotide messenger RNA. Its product is annotated as CD63 antigen. The coding region runs from base 62 to 925 and encodes 287 amino acids. Gene Ontology annotation, cellular component: membrane. The record is from RefSeq and is a predicted model, not a curated record. NCBI's taxonomy places the organism in Eukaryota, Metazoa, Arthropoda, Insecta, Diptera, Culicidae. The transcript has 4 exons.